AUGGCACAGUUCACUCUCACUUUCAUUUUAUUCUGCAUUCUAACAUUCUCUUUAUUGUCCAAUUCUGUCAUUUCACAAACACCACUCGACUCGGCCGAGCAAGAAUCAGUGUACCGAGUUCUUGACUCCAUCAACUCGGAUAUCCCUUGGCGCACACUUUUCCCAGACGAUCUUUGCAUCUCCGCCCCGCACGGCGUUGUUUGUGACUACUUCUCCGACUCCGACGCCUCCACCACCUCCUUUACAACCCACAUUACUGAGUUGAGCUUUGGCUUCGUUUCAGACUACUCUCCAAACCCACCUUGCAAUGCCAAUUCUACCCUUGACCCUUCUCUUCUCUCCCCACUUUCUCACCUCAAAAAACUUUUCUUCUACAAAUGCUUCAGCGAAAGAAAAAUCCCAUUUCCAGAUUUUUCAUCAUUAUCUAUUCAAAACUCUAUUUUGGAAGAGCUGGUUUUUAUUGAAAACCCGGCAUUAUUUGGCUCGCUCAGUGGCAAACUCAAUAACUUGACGAGUUUAAGAAGGCUGGUUUUGACUGGAACCAAUGUUUCUGGGACAAUCCCAGGUGGGUUUGGUGAAUUAGUUAAUCUUGAACAACUUACACUUUCGAGAAACAAGUUUGUAGGUGAAAUUUCUGCAAAUAUUUUCAGGAAUUUGAUCAAACUUAAGAUUCUUGAUUUGAGUGAAAAUGGGUUCAAAGGGAUUGUGCCAGAAUCCAUUGGAAAUAUGACAGAGCUGUUGAAGAUAGACUUGAGUUUCAAUGAAUUUUCCGGGAAAAUCCCAGAAAAUUUGAAGGGAUUGAAGAAUUUGGAAUUUUUAGACUUGGGUUACAAUCAUUUUGCCAACUGUGGUGUGCCAUUGUUUUUGGGUGAAAUGUCUAGUUUGAAGGAAGUUUAUUUGAGUGGCAAUUUUCUUGGAGGGCAAAUUCCGGAAAUAUGGGAAAGCCUCGGGGGUAUUUUGGGAAUCGGAUUGUCAAGGACAGGACUUAUCGGUAAUAUUCCAGCAUCGAUGGGGGUACAUUUGAGAAAUGUAUGUUACUUAGGGCUUGACAACAACAAGCUUGAGGGGGUUGUACCUGAUGCAUUUGGGGCAUUAGAGUUUGUUAGUGAACUGAAUUUGGAGAACAACAUUUUAAGUGGGAGAGUCCCAUUUUCUUCAUUUUUUGCAUCCAAGCUUGGAAAAAAAUUGAAGUUGGAGGGCAAUUCUGACCUUUGUAUUGACGCACAGUCGAUAUCGGCUAAAGCCAGUAGUACCUUGGGGAAGCUAAAGUUGUGCAAUAGAACAGAGAUUCCCAAAGUUGCCCUCUUGUAUCGUGGGGGUCCAGGAUCAGAUGCUUUGGAUCGUGAUCGGGUCGACACAACACUAAUUGACUCCUUCGACUUCUUUCUCCUUGACUUCUUUGGAAUGUCCGGAAGUUUUCCUGAUGUCGACUCACCUUCGUGGAUUUGUCGAUUUGAUUUAACGCUAUCGGAUGAGUCCUUCGAAUGGUUUCGUCUCUGUCUUGAUCUAGUCGAUCCAUCUUUCUUCUUUGGCGAAUCAUUUGCACCCUCUAAUGAAGUAUGA
This is a messenger RNA of Fraxinus pennsylvanica, 1563 nucleotides long. NCBI's taxonomy places the organism in Eukaryota, Viridiplantae, Streptophyta, Magnoliopsida, Lamiales, Oleaceae. The record is from the annotation of a GenBank genome assembly.